Molecule: messenger RNA, 2064 nt
Organism: Phodopus roborovskii (desert hamster)
Lineage: Eukaryota; Metazoa; Chordata; Mammalia; Rodentia; Cricetidae
Gene: Rgcc
Product: regulator of cell cycle
Exons: 4
Coding region: 142-570 (142 amino acids)
Biological process (GO): regulation of cell cycle
Cellular component (GO): cytoplasm
Molecular function (GO): protein kinase binding; protein kinase activator activity
Source: RefSeq, a predicted model, not a curated record
CGGGUGGAGGCGCUAGCCAGGAGCGAGCGCUCAGCAAGGAGCAAGGCAGGGUCACCCGCGCGGACUGCAGUGCAAAGCGACAGUCACCAGGGCCAGCACCUCGCAGCAUCUCUGCCACGCACGUCGGCGAGCAACCUCUCCAUGAAGCCGCCCUCAACUCAGGGCAGCCCUGCGGCGGCCGCGGCCGCAGUCCCGGCCAUGGACUCAGCGGCUGCUGCAGACCUGACGGACGUGCUGUGCGAGUUCGACGCUGUGCUGGCCGAUUUUGCAUCGCCCUUCCAUGCCCGCCACUUCCACUAUGAGGAGCACCUGGAACGCAUGAAGCGGCGCAGUAGCGCCAGCGUCAGUGACAGCAGCGGCUUCAGCGACUCCGAGAGUGCAGACUCGCUAUACAGGGACAGCUUCAGCUUCAGUGAUGAGAAACUGAAUUCUCCAACAGACUCCACUCCAGCUCGGCUCACUUCCACUGUUACUCCUCGGAAAGCCAAAUUAGGUGACACGAAAGAGUUGGAAGACUUCAUUGCCGAUCUUGACAGAACAUUAGCAAGUGAGUACAUGCUUAGUGUGUAAAACAUUACUUGGAAUACCGAACCACACCUUUGAUACUGUGCUGUGAUGUUUCCCAGCUCACCUGGGGUGGGGCGGGAAGUUACACCAUAAGCUGCUCUAGGUGUAGAAACAGGAUCUCAGUAGCUCAGAAAGCAGCUUGGAGGAUAAGUUUAUGGGACAGUAGCCUGAGUUGCUUUCCCAACUGUGCAAACAUGUCAGCAGCAGACAAUGGCAUGUUGUUUAGGAAAUGGAGAGAGAACUUUGCUGUGGGAAUGGCUUUCCAGUUCUGAGAGAAGGAACGAGCUGAUUGGUCACACACACAUCCCUCCAGCAAGCCAGCCAGAGGGGUCUGGCCCCUCAGAGUGAUUCCCCAGGUUUGAUGCAAGGGCCUGGUGAGACUUACAAAGAUUUAAGUGUCAAAGAGAAGUGUCUGGGAUACUCAAGCUAGCUCCCCAGUGACCCAGAUUCAGUGGGCAGAUAUGUGCUUCUAAUUUGGGAUUACACUAUUGGUUAUCCAUUCUGUGUGGCCCCAAACUGAAGACAUCAGGUCAAAAUUGCAACACUUUUGGGGUUAGUGGCCGGGGUGGGGUGGGAUUGGAGAAAAGAACUGUCACACUCUUAUCUGUGGGCUCUUCUUCAAAAGGACAAGAUUGCAGGAGGCAGGGACCCCAGUUCCAGCUUGUGGGGUUGUUGGCCUCAGUAUCUCUUCUUACAGGGACUUGCCAAGCCUUGGAGAAUUUUUCUUCUGGCUUCUUAAUUAUUUUGUGAAGGUGAUCAUUUUUCUGUAAGAAGUACUGUGUUUUUACUCUGCCAAAUAGGUAAAAUCUAAAAAUUUAGAUAAAGUUUCAACAGUCUACUUAAAAUAGCCAGGGUUUUAACGCUCUCUCACUCUGUAUUUGCUUGAUGGUAUUAUUGCCCCCUUUUCUGUCAUGUUGUAAGAUCCUAGAGUACUCUAAUUGCAGCCCAAUUUGUAUUAGGCCCAUGGCACAAGCCUGUCUACUUUAUGCAAAUUGCAGCUGGCCUCCUCAUUCCAGUUAGCCAGACAUACUGCACGGGAAGCCUGCCAUUAACUUUGCUUUUGAUGCUGGUCUGAGACCAUGUGAUGUGGUUAAGCUUAGGGAUUAUGAGCGGCUGGCAGGGCUAACUAACCCUAUCUCUCCUUUCCAGGUAUGUGAAGCAAGGAGUUCGGGGUCCUUAGGCCACAAGAGUGAAACUCACGAAGGCUCUAAGCCCCCUGGAUCUGAUGCAGGAGGGGACAAAGCUGAGGCUCACCCUAACAUCUGUUGGGCCCGUCUCUGGGCAACUCAGACAGUAAAACUGACUUUGUUCGCCUGUAGUGUAUUUUUAGCAGAUGAUCUAUCUAAUGUGUUUCUACUCCUUAAACAUAGCUCUUCUAUAAUUUAAGAUGGUUUAUGGAAAUAUUUGUAAUUACUUAUAUAUAGUCAGAGACCGUAAUAAGCUUUUCCCAUCAUAAUAUAUUUUUGUAUACAAAUAAAAUUUAAACUGGAAUCUGUA